This is a messenger RNA of Apus apus (common swift), 2444 nucleotides long. RefSeq names its product B cell linker (gene BLNK). The coding region runs from base 30 to 1820 and encodes 596 amino acids. Gene Ontology annotation, cellular component: cytoplasm. The transcript is spliced from 25 exons. The record is from RefSeq and is a predicted model, not a curated record. Lineage: Eukaryota; Metazoa; Chordata; Aves; Apodiformes; Apodidae. Gene Ontology annotation, biological process: intracellular signal transduction; cell surface receptor protein tyrosine kinase signaling pathway.
AGAUCAAGUUUCUCUCACCAGACAGCAACAUGGCCAUGAAACUACCAUCUCAAGAAGAAUUUGAGAACUGGACGGCUUUUCAGGUUGCAGACCUCCUAAGACAGUUUGGAAUGCCUGAAUCUGCUGCAGUUGUAGAAAAACUGUGCAUGAAUGGAUCUCAUUUCUUGAAUCUAUCAGAUUAUGAGCUGAGCCAAUUCAAAAUAAUGCACCAGCCGAAGCUUCAAAAGAUGGUGCAUGACAUCAAGAAGAAUGAAAGUGGGAUAAUAAACAAGUUCAAAAAGUUCCAAAAUGAACAAGUGGCCUUAAUUUGCAAAACUGGGAAAGAUACUUGGGAUCGGCUGAAAAAAAAACCUCCACCAAGUCUACCACAAAGGGAUUAUGCUUCAGAACAUGCAGACAAUGAAGAGGAACAAUGGUCAGAUGAUUUUGACAGUGAUUAUGAAAAUCCAGAUGACCACUCUGACUCUGAGAUGUAUGUUGUCCCCAGCGAAGAGAAUCCUGAUGACAGCUAUGAGCCGCCUCCAAGUGAGCAGGAGAAAAAGAAGAUUGCCUCCUCAUUCCCCAUUUCUAGGGGUGAAUAUGCAGACAAUCGCACCAAUCACCAGCAGCUUCCUUCCAUGAGCAAACCUCUCCCAAGUACACCCAGUCCAGCCAUGUCGAGACCAAAGAAACCAUCCCUGCCUUUGCCAUCUCCUGCUGCAAAACCCAAAGUACCACCAAAGCCAAAGGAGUGUAGUGAUGAUGAGGAUAAUUACAUUGUGCCAGUGGACAAAGAUGACGAUAACUAUAUUGAACCCACCGAAAGCAGCAUUUCACUACCUACAAGAUCUCCUGUGAACAGAUUUAUGAAGAAGUCAGCCCCCCAUCCUUCUCCAAAACCUUCUCUUACUUCUGAUACGCAAGAAGUCUACGAAGUUCCUGAAGAAGAGGAAAAACCAUCACCACCACUGGUAACCAGGUUCACUAAGCCAUUUCUGUCUACACCUGCCCAGAACACAGAGCACCCCCACAUGCACAGCAUGACUAGAGAGUCACCUAAACUGGAUACUUCUAGAAAUAUUCUGCCUCUUCCCAGAAAUCGUCUUCAUCCAAAAGUAGACCACGAGGCAAAUAAUGAUGAAAAUCAUAGUUUCAGUAACACACAAGAAACCAGAUUUCCCACUGGAGCAGCUCCAUCUCCAUUACCAAGGGGCCUAAAGAAAACUUCUAAUGCAGUAAAUUCACCGAAACCAUGUUUACCUUCCAGAGAGACCUUAACUGCAAAUGAAGAAAGACCUACAGCAGCAGAACGACGACGAGGUUCCAGCCAGGAGCUUCCACUUCCACCCCUUCUGAGUGGUGCCCAAAAGCCUUUGCUCCAAAAGUCCUCAAUUCUGCCAAAAGUGCCAGAAGCUGCAAUCCGUUCUCUGGGCACUUCCCCUCACAGCAGCAUUUCAUCUAUUUCAAGUACUACAGACCAGGAUGCUGGUGUUCACAGUAAAGCAUGGUAUGCUGCUACCUGUGAUAGGAAAAUGGCAGAAGAUGCAUUGUACCGAUCAAACAAGGAUGGAUCUUUUCUAAUAAGGAAGAGCUCUGGACAGGAUUCACGGCAACCGUACACACUGGUUGUGUUUUACAACAGAAGAGUAUACAACAUUCCUAUACGAUUUAUUGAAUCAACAAGACAAUACGCACUGGGCAGAGAAAAAAGUGGUGAAGAGCGUUUUGACAGUGUUGCUGAAAUAGUAGAGAAUCACCAGCGCACCUCCCUGGUUCUAAUUGACAGCCAAAACAACACCAAAGACUCAACAAAACUGAAACACAUUGUAAGAAUUUCUUAAAGUGAACUGCUAAAAAGACUUUUAAAAUAAUUUCUUUCAACGUUGCAAAACAUGUGGAUCAGGUAUUAAAAGAAUUUAAAAAUACGGAAAACACUCUUAAAGAGCACCUAGUAAGAGAUGCCGCUCAUAAAGUUCUACCCCACGUCACUUUCAUCAGGAAAGCACUCAUAUUUAACACAAGAAACCAGAGGAGAGAUACUUUCAUCUGUGAUUUCCAUCUGUGACAACACGGGUAUUCAGACACGUGAGGAACAACUGCCUACCACAGCCUGGUCCUUUGACUGCUAUUUAAAGAUAGAGUUCCUAUAGGACAUUUUCACUUUAAAAAUGAGGAAUUCCCAGUGAUCUAGUCUUUCCAUUUGUUAUAUUUACCACAGACCACUGCUUUCAGCAACUUCUUUGUAAAGUGCACAGCCCCAGAGGUUAGAGCAAUUCACCCUAAUGUACUGGUGUGUCCAAGCUAAAACUAGGACUGUACUUCAUGUGAUUAGUGGCAAUAAAGCUGUCUGAACAUUUUAGAUUAAUGGACAUAUGUUGUCCUUUUUUCUUGGCCUUACUCUGUUUCAUUAUUAUUUGUAUUUUCAAAUAUGCAAAUAAAAUUAAAAACAUUAUGAAGUCAAGUCA